Molecule: messenger RNA, 963 nt
Organism: Lindgomyces ingoldianus
Lineage: Eukaryota; Fungi; Ascomycota; Dothideomycetes; Pleosporales; Lindgomycetaceae
Exons: 2
Coding region: 184-672 (162 amino acids)
Source: RefSeq, a predicted model, not a curated record
UUUUGGACUGGUUAGCCUGGGUCAGGUUGUACCUCCUCUCUCUUUUCACACUUCAUCUUCUUGUUUCUCUUUCUUGGUUCAGCCCUCCACACUUUUCUACAAAAUCACUUCUCGAGUCUCACUCUCGACAUCCUCAACCUGUCCCACUCCUCACAUUGCGGCUAUCUUAUACAAUCUUCAUUCAUGUCUGAAUCCGACUCCGAACCGCAUGCUCGCACGACGAUGCAACAGAAGAAGAUGGAGAAUGCAAAGAAGCAACAGAAACGAGAAGCAGGUCUCCAAUCAGCACGCUCUAGAUCCCAAUCCCGCCGUGACCGCCGACGACGCAUCCAAAAAGGCAUAGAGGAGGGUAAAUACAUGAAGACAGCGUCACUGGAGGCCCUUGAGGAGGCCGAUGCAAACAAUGAACUGAACUCAAUGCAAGCAUUUGAACGUAUCGGACCAGAUAGCACGUCAAUGGACGGCCCGGUUACCAAGGCUCGUGCAUUGCGAGGCGAGAUUCCAAUGCGUGGGACCGAUCCAAAUCAGCCUUACCGAGUAGACGAAAAGAAACAAAAAAGUGCACUCGAUGAGCAGGAUGGAUUAAAAUUAAAGCUAGAAGCGAAUUUGGAGGUCGAAAUUGAGCUCAAGGCUUCAAUUAGGGGUGACCUUACUCUGUCGCUAUUUGCAUAAUCUUUGAAAGGCGAAGACCUUUACCCUUGGAUACCUAAUGAAGGCGACCGCAACGGUUCGAACGUCUGAGUCAGAUCUUUUCUUCGGAAGACUUCCGAACUUUUCUGAGCGUUAGGAGUUGAGUGUUUUGACGCAUGUGGCAUUUUGGGUAAACAAUAUAAGACAAAAUUCUCGCUAUUGCACCUAUUCGUCAUUCUCUUAUCUGUGACGCAAUUUUCUCAUUUACGAAGAGUCCAUCAUUGGGCUUAUUGCUAGCAAGUAUUCUCAUUUUCGCAACAUCGAUAGCUCCUC